Myripristis murdjan (pinecone soldierfish) is the source of this 1388-nucleotide messenger RNA. It is a transcript of the gene idh3a, whose product is annotated as isocitrate dehydrogenase (NAD(+)) 3 catalytic subunit alpha. Bases 58 to 1203 code for a protein of 381 amino acids. The transcript has 12 exons. Gene Ontology annotation, cellular component: mitochondrion. The record is from RefSeq and is a predicted model, not a curated record. Gene Ontology annotation, biological process: tricarboxylic acid cycle; isocitrate metabolic process. Gene Ontology annotation, molecular function: isocitrate dehydrogenase (NAD+) activity; magnesium ion binding; NAD binding. NCBI's taxonomy places the organism in Eukaryota, Metazoa, Chordata, Actinopteri, Holocentriformes, Holocentridae.
GAGGCUCGACUUGUCACAUCCGCUACAUCCUCCAACUACCGACCUUGGGUAGCUAGGAUGGCUGGCAACGCGUGGAGGUCAGCGAUGCUUAACCUACUGAGGAAGUGGGGUUUAAUCAAGGCGCAGGAAGUGUCUCGGGUGGUUGGAGCCAUAAGGACGGAGGCUCCACAGCCCAGGACGUAUGUCCGUGGGAUACACACUGUCACUUUAAUCCCUGGUGAUGGAAUUGGACCAGAGAUCUCCACUGCUGUUAUGAAGAUAUUUGAAGCAGCAAAAGCGCCGAUUCAGUGGGAAGAGAGAAAUGUUACAGCCAUCAAAGGGCCUGGCGGCAAGUGGAUGAUCCCACCUGAUGCUAAAGAAUCGAUGGACAGGAACAAAAUUGGCCUCAAAGGUCCUUUGAAGACACCAAUUGCUGCCGGCCAUCCCUCUAUGAACCUGCUGCUGAGAAAAACUUUUGAUCUCUAUGCCAACGUGCGGCCCUGUGUGUCCAUUGAGGGCUACAAGACCCCCUACACCGACGUGAACCUAGUCACCAUUCGAGAGAACACAGAGGGGGAGUACAGUGGGAUUGAACAUGUGAUUGUUGAUGGUGUUGUACAAAGUAUUAAGCUCAUUACAGAGGAAGCCAGCCGGCGCAUUGCAGAGUAUGCUUUUGAAUAUGCCAGGAAUAAUCAGAGGGCCAGUGUUACUGCUGUUCACAAGGCUAAUAUCAUGCGCAUGUCAGAUGGGCUCUUCCUACGGAAAUGCAGAGAGGCAGCUGAAAAGUAUAAAGAUGUGAAAUUCACUGAGAUGUACUUGGAUACAGUGUGCCUUAAUAUGGUACAGGACCCCACACAGUUCGAUGUGCUAGUGAUGCCCAAUUUGUACGGAGACAUCUUGAGUGAUCUUUGUGCUGGACUGAUUGGAGGUCUUGGAGUGACUCCUAGUGGAAACAUUGGCACCAAUGGUGUUGCCAUUUUUGAAUCGGUACAUGGAACUGCUCCGGAUAUAGCUGGAAAAGACAUGGCCAACCCCACCGCUCUGCUGCUCAGUGCCGUCAUGAUGCUGCGGCACAUGGGGCUGCACGACUAUGGCAGGAGGAUCGAAGCCGCCUGCUUUGACACCAUCCGAGACAAAAAGGUCCUGACAAAAGACUUGGGAGGAAACUCCAAGUGCUCAGAAUUCACAGCAGCAAUAUGUGAAAGAGUACAAAAUAUGGACUAAAAUGGGACUAAUGGCUUCAUGAGAUUACUGUCAGGGUUUGGAUCACUCUUCUGCCUGUCAUUUCAUACUGUAUCUGCACAUUUUUAACCAAAAAACAGUACAUGUACCUCUAUUAAAAAAAAAAAAAAACACUCAAGAACUUCAGCUCUUGAAGGUUUUAUUUUUCUUUCUGCAAGCAUAGAGCA